Messenger RNA from Fopius arisanus, 2266 nucleotides. RefSeq names its product catalytic subunit 3A of the oligosaccharyltransferase complex (gene Stt3A). Gene Ontology annotation, cellular component: membrane. The record is from RefSeq and is a predicted model, not a curated record. Gene Ontology annotation, molecular function: dolichyl-diphosphooligosaccharide-protein glycotransferase activity. Lineage: Eukaryota; Metazoa; Arthropoda; Insecta; Hymenoptera; Braconidae. Gene Ontology annotation, biological process: post-translational protein modification.
GAUCCUUACUUCAAUUAUAGAACCACAAAGUUCCUGGCUGAAGAGGGUUUUUAUGCCUUUCACAAUUGGUUCGAUGACAGAGUGUGGUAUCCACUGGGUAGAAUAAUAGGAGGUACGAUCUACCCAGGAUUGAUGAUAACAUCAGCAACGAUUUACCGAUUACUCCAGAUGCUCAACAUUCCCAUAGAUAUUCGCAACGUUUGCGUAUUUCUCGCGCCAUUAUUCUCUAGUUUUACGACAAUAGUCACGUACCAUUUGACAAAAGAACUGAAAGAUUCAGCAUCUGGUCUGUUCGCUGCAUCAAUGAUUGCCAUCGUCCCCGGAUAUAUCUCGAGAUCAGUGGCUGGAUCAUACGACAAUGAGGGUAUUGCUAUAUUCUGCAUGCUCUUCACCUACUACAUGUGGAUAAAGGCUGUGAAAACUGGUGCUAUUUUUUGGUCUACCUGCGCUGCCCUCGCCUAUUUUUACAUGGUCUCCUCCUGGGGUGGAUACGUCUUCCUUAUCAAUCUCAUUCCCCUCCACGUUCUCACGCUGAUGGUCACUGGACGUUUUUCACACCGAAUUUAUACCGCCUACAGUAUACUCUACUGCAUCGGUACCAUUCUAUCGAUGCAAAUAUCUUUCGUUGGAUUCCAGCCAGUGCAGAGCUCCGAACACAUGCUUGCCCUCGGAGUUUUUGGAUUGUGUCAAAUUCACGCUCUAGUCGAUUAUCUCAGGAGUAAACUAUCUGAAAAUGAUUUUGACCUCUUGUUCCGAGGCCUGAUCGCCUCAAUGUUAACAGUAUCGUGCAUUGUGGGUGGCAUUUUAACGAUCACUGGAAAAAUAUCCCCCUGGACUGGCAGAUUUUACUCACUACUCGAUCCAUCGUACGCUAAAAAUCAUAUUCCAAUAAUUGCAUCAGUCUCUGAGCAUCAACCUACCUCAUGGAGUUCUUUUUACUUUGAUCUACAAAUCCUGGUGUUCCUGUUUCCAGUUGGAUUAUACUUCUGCUUCUCCAAACUCACGGACUCAAAUAUUUUUCUUAUUCUGUACGGAGUAACGAGUCUCUACUUCGCUGGUGUUAUGGUGCGUCUGAUGUUAGUACUUGCACCAGUGAUGUGCAUUCUAGGAGGAAUUGGAGCAUCUUCAUUAUUAUUAACCUACAUGAAGCAAUUGGAGAGUAGCAAAGUGAUCGAUAAAAAAUCCCGGAAAUUCGAAAGCAAUUACGUCCUCAGGAGUGAAAUUUCCAUGUUAUUCAUAGCUGUAAUGUGCAUUCUAUUUUUCUCUUAUACACUUCAUUGCACAUGGGUAACUGCUGAGGCAUACAGCUCACCGAGUAUAGUACUAUCAGCCAGAUCACCUGACGGUGGAAGAAUGAUAUUUGAUGACUUCAGGGAAGCUUACUACUGGUUACGUAUGAAUACACCCGAGGACUCGAAAGUAAUGUCCUGGUGGGAUUAUGGUUAUCAGAUAACUGCAAUGGCUAAUCGAACAAUUCUCGUCGAUAAUAAUACCUGGAAUAACACACAUAUAUCGAGGGUGGGACAGGCAAUGGCUAGCUCCGAGGAAAAAGCAUACGAGAUCAUGAGAGAGCUCGAUGUUAAUUAUGUCCUUGUUAUUUUUGGUGGAUUGACCGGUUAUUCAUCUGAUGAUAUCAAUAAAUUUCUCUGGAUGGUGAGAAUUGGUGGUAGCACGGAGGAAGGAAAAUCCAUCACCGAAUGGGACUACUACAAUCCCUCCGGUGAAUUCAGGGUCGAUAAAGAUGGCUCGCCAAUUCUCCUCAACUGCCUCAUGUACAAAAUGUGUUAUUACAGAUUUGGACAGGUGUACACUGAAGGUGGAAAGCCGUCUGGUUACGACCGAGUACGUAAUAUGGAAAUAGGAAACAAGGAUUUUGAGUUGGAAACGUUGGAGGAGGCCUACACCACUGAGCAUUGGCUCGUUCGCAUUUAUAAAGUUAAAGACUUGAAGAACAGGGGAAAUUAGGAUAGUUCAAGUGAAUCAUCCACAACACAUUCCACUCACGUGGAAUUUCCGAGUUUUCAUCACAUCCAUAUGUCACCUCGACUUAUCACACCAUGUGAUGGUAUUACGAUUAUAUUUCUCUUUGUAUUUUGUUCCUCCUUCAAUUAGUUCAUACCGUACAAAGUACUAAUACAUGCUACGUAUUUUCUGUAAUAUUUUACAUACAGUAAAAUUUUUAUAUAAAAAAAGAAUAAUUGAGAUUGAAGGAUAAUUUGAUAUGUGAAGGCACAAAUAUAAGUCUCAAUACAUGACGCAGUUCAUA